AUGGUAAUGAAUAUGCGCCACGUGUUUGCCCUCGCGCUGUGCUUUGCCUGCGCGUGCGUGACUGGUGCUGCGGCGGGGAAUGGUGGCGGCGCCGGGGGGUCCUCGUCGCUUCACCCACUGCCGCUGGGGCAGGGAGGUGGUGAUACGCUGACUGUGGAAAAAGCAAAAGAGAAGGUGGAAGCGACUCUGCAAGAAAUCGAAAAAUACUUGAGAGAGGCUGAAGCGGCAGUGACGAAAGUCACCAGUGAAUACAACGCAGUUAAGACAGACAAGGACGAGGUGGAUAAAAUGAAGGAGACUCCAGGUGUGACGAAGGAGGCCGCUGACGCGAUCAAAAAGUUCGACAGUGCCUAUACAAACAUGGGCCACUUUCCUAAGACUGCAGGGCUCAGGAUAAACACGAUAAAAGAACACCAGACCAGCGUCUCGGUGAAGAAAGGAGAAUUGGAGAAAUUAACUGAGAGUGUGAGCACUGCUCUUACUGCUGAUUUGAAAAAGAUAACAGACGACGUAGCCACGUUGAGUGAAAAGGCCAAGAAUGAGACGAAGGGCUGUGAGGAAUACACGGGAAUGGCAGUAGAGCUGCGGGAUAUUGUCAAGACCGCAAAGGCGGAUAUCAAAGCAAAGUUCGACGAGAUCACCGAACGGAUACGCAAGGCUGGCGAGGCUGCCAAGAAGGAAAAGGAACAACGCGACGAAGAGGAACGUAAACAGCGUGAGAAGGCGGCCAAGGAAGAACAAAUGAAGGCUGCCAAGGAGAAAGAGGAGCAACAACGUCAGGCUAAGGAAAGGACACUACGAGAAGAGGAGGAAAGCAAGAAGGUUCAGGAGGCUGCUUCUGUGGACGAAGAAACCACAAAGAGGGCAGAGGCAGAGGCAGAGGCAGCGAGUGCACAGAUGGCCGGCAGUGCGCUGACGGACGCAGUCGCUGCGCAGGAAAUGGACGCUAAGUCGGUGACGGACACCGUAACAACAGUCAAGCAGACCGCUGAACUGAGUGACUUGAGUGACGCGAAGGCUCUGAUGCCCGACGGCAGCGGCCGUCCUGUGUGGGUGCGUGCGCCGCUGCUGCUCCUGCUGCUGACUGCACUGGCCUGCGUUGCGGUGUGCUGA
Molecule: messenger RNA, 1113 nt
Organism: Trypanosoma grayi
Lineage: Eukaryota; Euglenozoa; Kinetoplastea; Trypanosomatida; Trypanosomatidae
Exons: 1
Coding region: 1-1113 (370 amino acids)
Source: RefSeq, a predicted model, not a curated record